This is a messenger RNA of Trifolium pratense (red clover), 1572 nucleotides long. Its product is annotated as probable xyloglucan endotransglucosylase/hydrolase protein 28. The coding region runs from base 255 to 1253 and encodes 332 amino acids. The record is from RefSeq and is a predicted model, not a curated record. Gene Ontology annotation, molecular function: xyloglucan:xyloglucosyl transferase activity; hydrolase activity, hydrolyzing O-glycosyl compounds. Gene Ontology annotation, cellular component: cell wall; apoplast. Lineage: Eukaryota; Viridiplantae; Streptophyta; Magnoliopsida; Fabales; Fabaceae. Gene Ontology annotation, biological process: cell wall biogenesis; xyloglucan metabolic process. The transcript is spliced from 4 exons.
AUUGUACCAUAUGUUUACUCAUGAAAAUUUUGUCGACAUUUGAAAACAGCUCAACACAGUUUGAAUACACUCUCCAAUAAAAUAAGCUUCCUUUGUCUCUGUCUUUCUUCUCUCUUAAUAACCAGCUAGCUCUAUUCGCCUCUCUCUAUCGCUUCUAGCUGUAGAACAACAACAACAACAACAUAUUCCAAAAACCUCUCUCUCCUUUUCUCCUUCUUCAUCACCCUAUAUUUUCUGCACCACUUAGAUUAACCAUGGCUUCUUCUCAAAUGGGGUUUCUCUUCUUUUGUUCUAUGCUUCUUCUUUUCACUUCAGCUUCAUCUAGAAAUUUACCUAUUAUAGCUUUUGAUGAAGGGUGCACACCCUUGUUUGGUGAUAACAACGUAUUUGUUCAUAAAGAUGGCAAAUCGGUUCAUCUUUCAUUAGAUGAAAGAACAGGUUCUGGAUUUGUGUCUCAUGAUCUUUAUCUUCAUGGGUAUUUCAGUGCUUCCAUUAAGUUACCUGCUGAUUACACUGCUGGAGUUGUGGUUGCUUUUUAUAUGUCAAAUGGUGACAUGUAUGAGAAGAACCAUGAUGAAAUAGACUUUGAGUUUUUGGGAAACAUUAGAGGUAAAGACUGGAGAAUUCAGACCAAUGUUUAUGGCAAUGGAAGUACCAAUAUUGGCAGAGAGGAAAGAUAUGGUCUCUGGUUUGAUCCUGCUGAGGAUUUUCAUCAGUAUAGUAUUCUCUGGACAGAUUCUCAUAUCAUAUUUUAUGUCGAUAACAUUCCCAUUAGAGAAGUUACGCGAACAAAAUCUAUGGGAGGAGAUUUCCCCUCUAAGCCUAUGACACUCUACGCGACAAUAUGGGAUGCAUCAGAUUGGGCUACCAAUGGGGGAAAGUACAGAGUAAAUUACAAGUAUGCACCAUACGUUGCCAAAUUCUCCGACCUUGUCCUACAUGGUUGUGCAGUCGAUCCGAUCGAGCACGUAGCCAACUGUGACACUGCUCAAAGUUCCGAAGCUAUUCCUUCUGGUGUUACACCAGUACAAAGAAUCAAAAUGGAGAAUUUCAGAAAGAAGCACAUGCAAUACUCCUACUGUUAUGACAAAAUCAGAUACACCAAAGCCCCUCCAUCAGAGUGCGUGAUCAAUCCACAAGAAGCCGAAAGACUAAGAAAAUUCGACCCUGUCACAUUCGGUAGUGGCAGGCAUCGUCAUGGAAAACGACACCAUCACAGCAAAGGAAACCAAGCUGAAGCUGUUUCAUUUUAAGAAGGUUAAUUCCACACAAAGAUUGUCUUCAUCCUUGAUUCAGUUCGAUUACCACCUGGGUUAUUUUUUGUUUUCCUUUCUUUGUGAUGUAUAGAAAGAGAGGAGCAUAGAAUUCACGACGAGUACGAUAAUUUUGAUAUGGUUCCUUAUGGUGAUGGGGGGUAUGUGUAUAGUUCAUAUCUUUAGGUUCCCAGGUAUUUUUGUUAUUCAUGUCUUGUGCUUCAUUACAAAUUAUUAUUAAAUCUGUUGAUUUAUGUAUUUAGACCAUAUACCUCAGGGUUUUCAAUAAAUUAUUUAGCAUGAAUUAUUAUUUAAUGAA